Messenger RNA from Acanthaster planci (crown-of-thorns starfish), 4547 nucleotides. Its product is annotated as 6-phosphofructo-2-kinase/fructose-2,6-bisphosphatase 1-like. Gene Ontology annotation, cellular component: cytosol. The record is from RefSeq and is a predicted model, not a curated record. Gene Ontology annotation, molecular function: 6-phosphofructo-2-kinase activity; fructose-2,6-bisphosphate 2-phosphatase activity; ATP binding. Gene Ontology annotation, biological process: fructose metabolic process; fructose 2,6-bisphosphate metabolic process. NCBI's taxonomy places the organism in Eukaryota, Metazoa, Echinodermata, Asteroidea, Valvatida, Acanthasteridae.
ACAGUGCCCACACUUUAGCUAAUCAGCUUCAGUUAACAAUUCAUUAUCUCAUCAUAACAACACAACAGGAAACUGCUCAUGUCAAUUAGUACAACAUUCUAUCAAAGAUACAGAGCCAUUGAUUUCUUCUUGUUAUUCAGGGUGUGUGCCAUGUUUUCACAAUCACAAAUCAUCUGGCACUCUGGAAAUGAAUAACUUACAAACGAUGCUGAUAAACAAUAAGAAAAGUACACUUUGAGCUUCUGAGACUAACGUCAACAACAACCAUGGACAAAUUAAAUGUUAAAAAUGCUGUUCAACCAUACUAACAAGGUCCUCAGAGUGAAAACAAAAUCAAGUAUAGUACAUGUAGCUGCAUUCAAUUAAUAUAAAAUGACAACUGAAAAAUAAUGAGAAAUAACUACCCACAAUGUGUCAUUUAUAAUGGAUAAGUUGAAAGAUGAAUGUGCAGGCCACUAACAGAAAAAAUAUCCCCACUGCAUCAAGAAAGAAAUAACUAAGUUUGUCCCAAUUGGCCAAAGAUUUUAAUUGAAUAGGCCUACAUUUUGGUCUUUUUUUGCUUUUUGUUUGGCUUUGUUGUUUUGGGGGGUUGGGAAUGGGGUGGCACUCAUUCUAAAAUAAAUUGGUCUUGGAAAAAGUCCACGAAAGGUAAAAUUCAACAUUUUUCAGAAUGGUGUAUCAAGAUAAUGCCACAGUCACGGUGAAGUCCAAGCACUUAAAACCAAAAUGCUGGGCCUGAGUUAAUUAAAAUUUUUGAUGACACGUGAUAAUAUCUUCCAUCUUAUACUCUUCUACAAUGAUACUUUGUCACAAAUCUAUAACAGCUCAAGGGACAGACCAAGAACCAAAUUAUUGGGAAGGGACAGCUUGUUUUUUGAGGGGGCCAAAAAUAUUGGAAUUUUUUUAUGUAACCCUUUUUGGCCUUUCUGAGGGGUGAAGUUGCAUUUUGGAGGCUUUUCACACACUUUUGGAAGAGAAUUGAAAUUGACCACAAAAAUCCUCAAUGACUCGGCAACAAAAGGCAAUAUGUAUGUGUAAAACAGUGUAUCCAGCUUUUGGUGUUGGGGGCAAAUUUGCAUUUUUCAGGCAAAAUACUUUACAGGGUCAAAACCUGGGUGGAACAUUUUUGGAACUUUUUGUCUAGCUACCCUUUUAUGCUCCAAUUGUAAGGCACUGGUGCAUAAUGUAUGGAAUGAGCCCACAUUUCCAAUAACAAUGCAUACAGUGCAGGGGAUACCAAAGGGUUGAAAGAGCCCCAAAAAAAGUUGGGGAAAAAGAAACGAUAUUUCUUUACCCUCAGCCCCCGACAGACUGCUCACUGAAGUUGGCUUGUUAUAGUGUACGUGAUGCAGCCUUGUCCUGAUAUAGCAUCAUGCCCCAAUAUAUCCAAUCCCCAUGCGGUGAUUGUGAUGGUAGGACUUCCUGCUCGAGGAAAGACCUAUAUCUCCAAGAAACUUACCCGCUACCUCAACUGGAUUGGUGUCACAACCAAAGUCUUCAAUGUUGGAGAGUAUCGGCGUCAGGCUGUUGGGAAACCAAGUAAUCAUGACUUUUUCCGACCAGACAACAAAGAAGCUCAAAUAAUAAGACAACAAUGUGCCAUGAUGGCUCUAAAGGAUAUGGCCAAAUGGUUUGAAACAGAUGGUGAAGUGGCGGUGUUUGAUGCCACCAAUACAACAAGGGAAAGGAGAAAACUUAUCAUGGAAUUCUGCAGUCAACGAUGUUACCAGGUCUUCUUUGUGGAAUCCAUUUGUGAUGAUCCUAAUGUUGUUCAGUCCAACAUUGAGGAAGUCAAGCUUGGCAGCCCAGAUUACAAGGACAAAGAUAAGGAAGAAGCAAUUAAUGAUUUCACUCGGAGAAUAGACCACUACAAGGACUCUUAUGAGCCUCUGGAUGAGACUCUAGAUAGGGAUGUUUCCUUCAUCAAGAUCAUCAAUGUUGGGGAACGAUUCUUGGUCAACAGGGUCAGAGGUCAUCUACAGAGUCGCGUUGUAUACUACCUCAUGAAUAUUCAUGUUAUGCCAAGGACAAUUUACCUAACAAGGCAUGGUGAGAGCCAACUCAACCUGCAAGGAAGGAUAGGUGGAGAUUCGGACCUGUCAGAGAGGGGGUGGCAGUACAGCAAAGCUUUGGCCAAGUACAUGUCUGGUCAGAAUUUGUCAAAUCUCAAAGUAUGGACCAGCAGGUUGAAGCGUACCUAUCAGACAGCGUCUAGCACUGAUGCACCAAUAGAGCAGUGGAAGGCACUGGAUGAGCUUGAUGGGGGAGUGUGUGAUGGAAUGACGUAUGAUGAAAUUCAGGAGAAGUACCCAGAGGAAUUUGCAUUACGUGACCAGGACAAAUACCACUAUAGGUACCCCAUGGGAGAGUCAUACCAAGACUUGGUCACAAGAUUAGAGCCCGUCAUCAUGGAGCUGGAGAGACAGAAGAACAUUCUUGUAAUUUGCCAUCAGGGUGUUAUGCGGUGUCUCCUUGCGUACUUCCUUGACAAAAGCUCAGAAGAGCUUCCAUAUCUGAAAUGUCCUUUACACACAGUCAUCAAACUCACACCAGUGGCUUAUGGGUGUAAAGUGGAAACAAUCUCUCUCAGUGUGAAAGCCGUAGACACACAUCGUGCCAAGCCAGAGAACUGUGACAUUGAGAGAUCAGGUGAUGAAGCUUUAUCCACAGCUCCUCCUUAUCCCAACAAAGAGAAGAUACCAGAGAGCAAUGGAGAGGAAGAUGAUGUCUUCCAGGAUGCAAGAACCUCCUUGAAUAGUGAUUCUAAGGAGUAUAGUAUCAUUGCAGGAAGCGUCAGUUAGACAAGUGGAUGUCAAAUAUCUGUUUUCUCUUUUUAGCAUGAUUACAGGAGAGUAGGUUCUGUUGCUCUCGCAUCAUAGCUCAAUUCCCACCUUGGUUGCUGAUAAUUCCCAUCUCUCUACCGUCCCACUAAGAGUACCGGUGGGUAGAGCAUUGUAGGUUAAGACGCCAUGGUGCAAAACAAGUGAUUCAAGAUUUGCUGUAAGUUAAAAUCUUGGCCUUUUGGCUAGGAUCACAAGGAUUGUAUGAAUUCAGGGACAGGUGGGCCCUCUACAGAUCGGAAGGAGGUACAUCAGUUUGUCCUUUCAUGGGGCAUGAAGUCUUUUUCCUAAUUCCAAUUUUUGAAUUCCCAUCAGAAAUCCAUACAGAAAGUAGUACUGUACCUUCAUUGUGUGAAGUUCUGUUUAUGUUAUGCUGGCCAUAUUUGACUUAAAACGCUCUGGUUCUCAUCCGGAAUUUAUACUGGAAGUAUAAAAAUCAAACAAUUGUGGCUGAGGUGAUGUUUCAUGUCAUAAAUCAAUGAUUUGGUUGAUUUGAAUCUUGUUUAGAUCAGAGACUUUGUCAUUGACUGCUGUACCUAAAAAUUGUACUUCAUGAGACUUUGUGUGUACUCUAACAAGAUACAUCCCUUCACUAACAAAGAAGACAUUAAGUGGGUUGGAAAAAUGUCAACUUUGCACACCGUUUACAUAGGAAGGCUGUACAUAUCAAGAGAAAUUGGUCGUGUGUUCAGCAUGCCCUGCAUUAUAUGCAUGAACCUGUGCACACUUGUGAUAUUUUGGAGCGAAACAGAGAUGUCUUUCAUAUCACGAGAGAGCUAUAGGUUGGACCUCUUUGAGGGGAAAAUUAUGGGCGUGUCACUUGGUAACAUUUGGGAGGAUGUGUAAUUAUCUUACAGAAAUAAAAUUUUAAAAAUUAAGAAUUUCUGGCAUCUUUGUCUGGACGACUUGAGUAAAAAAUGUUUAAAUUGGUUUCAGUGAUGUAGAUGUUAAUUGUCACGAGCAGUCCUUUGUUGAAAUACUUAAACUCAAGACCAUGACUUUAUAUUUUGUAAUAUGAAUUAAGUUAUUGAUUUGGAUAUUUAAUUAAUGAAGUGUGUUGUUUGGUACAUUUACAAAAGCGUCCAAAAUUUCAGAAAAAGCAUGUUUCUCUCAUUUGUAACAUAGGAAGGUGUGUCUAAGUUUCUAUUCCUAGAUGUACACAUACAUGUUUGGAAUUUUAAAAGAAUUUUAAAAGAUUCCUGUCCAGGAUUUUCCUAAUCUAGCUUAGGGUUAAUUGGUUUCUCUGAAUGUCUAUUUGCGAUGAGUGGGAGAGUUUUUAUCUAGCCUGGAGGCUGUAGAUAUUUCAUUCCAACUAUUUCUGUGGGUGUCAGUCCUUAUGUCAUUGGGUUGUUCCACAGAAAUGUAUUUGUCUUGUAAGCUUUCUUUUACCGUACCAUUUGCACAGAGACUAAUGCGUGUAAUAUGUUCUCACAUUUGUUGAUGUCUAACAGGUGCUUCCAGGCAGGGACUGUGUUUUACAGAUGAUUUCUGUUGAUAGAAAAACUUGGACCGCAUUGCGGGUUUGUCCUGUAACUUUUUUUGGUGCACAAAAAAUUCAGUUAAUGACAUGGUCUUUACAACUAGCCAACAAACAAGUGUGUGUGAAGCUCAUGAGCUACCCUUGUUUCAGCCCUUGGAGAAAGUUAAUUAAUUGUUGUAUCUGGAAAUAGCAUGUGGGUUGAGGGGAGGGGUCUGAUGGGGAGUGGU